AGGCGGGGGGAGGUGAGGUGGCGUAGUUUAGCCGCGCGCCAAGCGAUAGCUCGGCUUCGGCAGAAGGUCGGCGCCCGGCGUAAGCUGUUUUGAUGAAUGGCGUAGCGGAGGCCCUGGGAAAGUAGCAAGCAGCUAGCUGUCGUAGUAGUAGCACCGGCAGCAUCAGCAGCGGCAGCAGCAACACUGCGGAGUGGGAGGAGGAGGCGGCACCCGCGCGCGGCGGUUUGGUACCGAGCGGAGAGGGAGAUGCACACGGCACACUCGAGCUGAGAAAACGGAAAUGAAGGUUCAUAGGCACACACAAUUUUGCCUCAUUUGUUUGCUGACAUUUGUCUUCCAUCAAUGUCACCAUUGCCAUGAAGGUGAACAUAGCCACAAUGACUGUCAAAUCUCGGAAAAUGAAAGGACCGAUCCUGAACCAAGUAAGGAAGCUGAAGUUAAACAGAAAUACUACAUUGAAAAACUCUUUAAUCGUUAUGGUGAGAAUGGAAAGUUAUCGUUUUGUGGCCUGGAGAAAUUGAUGAUGAGCCUUGGCCUUGGAGAAAUUAAAAUAGUAGAAAUAAAUCAUGAGGACAUUGGCCACGAUUAUGUUUCUUACUUAGAUGUACUAGAUACACAAGAAGGAAAGCAUUCUCAUUCCCACAACCAUCCUCAUUCCCAUAAUCACCCAAGCUCAGAAAAUCAGACUGCAGAUGAAGAGUCUGGCACAAAGAGCCAGAAGUGUGAUCCAGUGAAAGAAGUUACAGAAUCAUCUUUGAAGCCUGAUGGUAGACAUGCUCAUGACCCUAAUAAUCACAGACACCACAAGCAUCAUCACCGCCGUCAUGCACAUCGCCACAUGGACCAUAACAAUACUCAUCAGUCUCACAAUGAUUCCAUUAAUACAAGUGAUCAUGGGGAGCCAAGUCACGAGCCUUCCACAGAAACCAAUACUACUCAGGAACAGCCUGAAAGAAAACGUAAGCACUCUAAGAAAUGGUGGAAAAUGAAGAACAGGGAAGUUUCAAGAGUUACAGCGCAAGAUUUUACUCUCAAUCAUGACUCAAAUGAGCAAUAUGAACAUAAUCAUGUCCACAAACAUGACCAUGUGCACGAUGUGUCUUUCUCACAUGCACGUUUUCCUGAACACAAUAAUGAUCAUUCAGCUACUCAUGGACAUCAGGAUCCAAAUCCUGCCAGUGGGGAUGGGUAUCGGCAUACCAGCAAGCGAGAGGCACCUGAUAAACAGAUGAGCGAGGGGAAGCAUGCUAAUCACAAGAACCAUAAUGAAGAUGAACAUUCUUCUGAAGAGUGCUUAAAUGUCACACAGCUGCUAAGCCAUUAUGGUCUUCGCCCCAGUUCUCCAAUUUCUCCCAGCUUGUUUAUUUAUCUGUGCCCAGCAUUGCUGUAUCAGAUUGAUAGGAGACUUUGUAUUGAACAUUAUGAAGACCUGCAUCUUGAAGACUUGAACAAAGGAAACAAUGUGUCUCUUGGGAAUGUGGAGAAAACAGGUGCGUCAGCUUGGAUCUGUGGCAUCAUUUCUAUCACAGUUAUUAGCUUGUUGUCUUUGCUAGGCGUGAUUUUGAUUCCUAUAAUCAAUCAGGGAUGCUUCAAAUUCCUCCUCACCUUCCUGGUUGCUCUUGCUGUAGGAACCAUGAGCGGAGAUGCACUACUUCAUCUGCUACCACAUUCCCAAGGGGUCCACAAUCACAGCCACCAUGAGGGCCAUGGGCACCAGCAUGAACACCAACAUGAGCACCAGCAUCUGCACGGCCAUUCCCACGACCAUGGAGAAUCGGUUCCGAACUUCCUAGAAGAGUAUGAUGCUGUACUAAAGGGACUUGUGGCCCUUGGAGGGAUUUACCUUUUGUUCAUUAUUGAACACUGCAUACGAAUGUACAAGCACUAUAAGAAACAAAGGACAAAACAGAAAUGGUGUAAGAAGAAACAAAAGGUUGAGGAAUCACCUAUUGGAAGGAAACUUUCAGAUCAUAAGCUAAACAGACCUGAUGCUGACUGGCUUCAACUCAAGCCACUAGCAGGAGCAGAUGAUUCCGUACUAUCUGAUGAUCGACUUAAUGAAACUGAAUUAACAGAUCUGGACGGCCACCUUGAUUCUCUGCCAAAGGCUUUCCUGUCAGCUACUGAGGAGGAAAAUCGGAUGCUCCACUCUCAUAAUGAUAUCUCUCAUAAUGCCCAGAGCAACAAUCUUUCAGAUGCGGAAUAUGGGAGCCAUCGUCGAGAUGUUAAAAUAAUAGCAAGGAAGCACAACCAUCUCUGGCCACAUAAACAUUCCCAUCACUCUCAUGGACAUUGCCAUUCAGGCAAAGAUUUAAAGGACACCGGAAUAGCUAAUAUUGCCUGGAUGGUAAUAAUGGGAGAUGGGAUCCACAAUUUUAGUGACGGCUUGGCCAUUGGAGCUGCUUUCAGUGCUGGCUUAACUGGAGGAAUCAGCACAUCCGUAGCGGUGUUUUGCCAUGAACUUCCUCAUGAAUUGGGUGACUUUGCUGUUCUUCUGAAGGCGGGCAUGACUGUGAAGCAGGCCAUUGUUUACAACCUCCUCUCGGCGAUGAUGGCUUAUGUGGGAAUGCUAAUAGGAACAGCUGUGGGACAAUACGCAAAUAAUAUCACUCUUUGGAUCUUUGCAGUCACUGCUGGCAUGUUCCUCUAUGUGGCCCUUGUGGACAUGCUUCCAGAGAUGCUUCAUGGGGAUGGAGACAACGAAGAGCACGGUUACUGUCCGGUGGGUCAGUUCGUCCUCCAGAACUUGGGGCUUGUCCUAGGUUUUGCCAUCAUGCUCGUGAUUGCCCUUUAUGAAGACAAAAUAGUGUUGGACAUUCAGUUUUGAAAAUUUCCAGUAUUCAACUGUGAUUGCAGUCAUGCUACUGUUAAGACUUUUUUUAGUCUGCCCUGCGGUACUGUAUGCACAUCAGUUCCCAGACAAAGCAGUGACACACACUGAUUUAUCAGUAACCGUAUUUUGGUAUCUGUUUAAACAGGCUCUGCUUCUUUCCAGCUCACAGAACGGAAGAGAGAAACAAAAGACAAUUGAUUUGGUCCAGUGUUUUCUUUUUAAAUUAAAAAAAAAAAAUCAGGUUGUGUUGGAAGCAGAGCAUGUAAACAUGAUGCAUGAGAUGCUGUUGCAAACAUAUCAUUUCUAUUUGGCUUUGGCAAUGUGCAGCAGAAGUCACACCCCCUGCUGACAAAGCCUUUUGUGUUGUCUUUGAGCAAAUAGUGAAAAGCACCCCUAUUUCUCCACAGAGCUCAUGUGCCAAGUUAGGUCAUUGCCUGGGCUCCUUGUCCCAUCCUCUAACACCACAGGCUUACAACUGAAAUUAGUUGGCAGCACACAACUAGAACCAUUCUGGGAGGGGUUUACCUUUUUAAUGUUUUUUUUUUUAAACAAAGCAAAAAAAGAUGAAUUGUUUCUAGCAUGUUAUUAUUGGAUUGCAUUUGCUCCCGGCCCUGUUGCCUGCUCAGUCGGCUCUUUUGCACUGCGCUGAAUCGUAUGACCAAAGUAAAACUGGGUGUUUUUCUGGUUCAGCCACUGAAUUGAACUUUCUUCCCCCUUUUCUCAGUUCUGAAUUGAAUUUUCCUCCCCCUUUCCCCACUCCUUGCCAAUCAGCUGUUUAAUACAGGGUUUCAAGCAUGCGUUCUUGUCUGUAGCCGCUAUUAUGCAGCUCUGCGGUUACUGGCUCCUUCACAGAUUUUUGAGCCCCUUCAUUAUUAUGGUGGUAUUGUACUCGUCCUUUUGAAGUCCAAGGAAAAGCAGGCUGCAGAUCUCGGAAUCAAGCCUGUGUACCUUGGCGAGGUGUGGGGUUGGGAAGUAUUAGCUAUUUCAUACUAACUUGUGGGAGAUGGAUUAGCAAAAUGCCAGGUAGCUAAAUACUGCUUGUGGACUCCCUCCGAUCCCGCGGCUGCAGUUGUGGAGCAAAUAGCAAUGCUGUUUUUGAAAGGUUCAUACUGACUUUUCUGUUACUAAGGGAGGUCCUGCUUCAAGUUUCUUUGACAGCAGCCUUUUUCAUGUUUGUUUGGCAUGAUUCUUGAGAACAGUUUUGAAUGUAUGAAUUAAGUGCCAUGCCAUCUAACAUUUGGAGCAUCUGCAGCCGCUUGACAUUGGGAAUUUUCCCAAGGCCCCCUUUUGGGAGAUUGUUUUGAAGUUUUCAUUGUUUUGAACUUUCUUUUAUUCUGCUGGGCUUUCAUCCCUGUCUUUGUUGCAGUUGGGUUCCUUUUGCAAUGUAGAAGACCAGAGGUCUCCUCCCAAAAGCCAAGCAGGUGACCUCCGAUCUUGGUGGUGCUUCCUCUCCAGCAGGGGGACCUGCUGCCUCCUGCUGCAGGGGUUCCUAGAAACCCAUGCCAGGGAGGUGCGUUGCAGGGAUGACAUCGAGCAGCAGGCCCUCUAUGAUAGAGGAGUGGUUGUGCCAGCAUCAUGGCACAUGCAGAUUUGGGGGAAAGCCUUAACUCUGCAGGGAUUAGCUCCACCGUAGGGAGAAUGUUUGUGCCAAUCAACUAUUGACACCUAGAGAUAGAUUGUAAGAGAUUAUGACAGAAGCAGACUCUUCCAGUCCCAGGAAAGAAGAACACAACAGGUUAAUCUUAAGUUAAUCUUGGGAGUUAGUUUCUUCCAGCAUUUUUCUUUUUUUAAGUAGACGAAGCUGAGCUGCAAAGAAAGGUUGGUAGGUUUGGGAUUUAGUGGGAAGAGAGUAUUUUCUUUUAUUCCCAUCAGAGAGUUCAUAAAAAUUACAAAACCAGAUAUGUUUUCAUUCCAAUUUACUUUUUGACCAUUCCACUGGCUUUUCUCCAGACAUUCCUGCAUUUGUGCAAGUGUUGUCUACUUUAAAGGUGUGUCAGAUGAAGGUGGCUUUUGUGGGAAGGGUUGAAUACGAACAGACAUCAGUGUUUUGAUUAGCUAGUGUCUCCAGGAGAACUGGUUCCUACUCCCUUACCAAAUGCAUACCCGCUGGGAUCUCAGAACAACUGUAAAGACUGUAAGGUUGGGUCUUUGGUCUCGCCCUCUUUGCUAGAGAGAGGAACUCAACUCCAGCUAAAAUGCUUGGCUGCAAGCUAGAGGAGAUGCUGCUGCGUUCCCCUUAGGUGUCUAUCAGUGGGAUUUCCUUCUCCUAAGAUUUGGACUCUUGAUUUAUUAGUGUGCCAGACCGUUGGAGGGAGGGUUUUUUGUUUUUUUUUUUGGCAAAAAAAAGUCAGACAUACAGGAUUUUCAAAGUCUAUUUUUGUAAUUAUGAAUAAAGCUUCCUCUAUUUCAGGUAGUACUUUUUCCUUUUGCGUUCUGAUGGCAUGUUCUAUAAUGUAAUGUCAAUCUGGGGAAAAUAAUUAGACCCAAGUAAUAAUUUUUUUUCUCUACAAAACACCAGCCCUCUGGUGUAAGGUUAGGAUUUUGGUGAGCCUUCGGGAGACGAUCCCCCCUCAUUCACUUGUGUGCCUGUUACACUUUGUGAAGAGCCGUAGAAUAGCCCUAGCUUUCCCCUAUUUUCCUUGGGUGCUGAAUUCCCCCCAUUUUUUUGAAAUACAAUUAAGUGAUCACAUUUGGGACUAUUGGGAUUCCACUACAUUUCUACGUGGAUUCAUCAUUCCCUUCCACUCGGGAGUCCAGUCUCAUUUAAAUGUAUAUUUGUUAGAGGGCAUAAAUGUUAUUACUUGUAUCUUAAAAUGCUGUCACUGUGUGACAUCCCAUGUUGAUCACACUGCACUAAAUCAGCUGUGAUAUAAUGAUUGCUUAGAAAAUGCUGUAGCAUCCUAGGAUGCAGUGUGAUUUCUUUCCUUAACAGUUGAAACAAUGUGAUUAUGGUCCUGAAAUAUAUUUGAGGUACAGCUUUUGGAAGGGGGUGGGGUGUUGUUUUGAUUUGUUACAACAAAAUCCAUUUUUAAAAUAUAUAUAAAUAUAUAUAUAUAUAUAAAUAAAAGCUGGAAAUUAUGAAAUGCUGUUCUUUGUCCAUUGUCAACAGUGUUGUGUUUAUGUCUGUUCCUUAUUCACAAGGAACAUAAGAAAAUAAAAUUAUUGAAUAAACAAU
Messenger RNA from Notechis scutatus (mainland tiger snake), 6008 nucleotides. It is a transcript of the gene SLC39A10, whose product is annotated as solute carrier family 39 member 10. Gene Ontology annotation, cellular component: plasma membrane. NCBI's taxonomy places the organism in Eukaryota, Metazoa, Chordata, Lepidosauria, Squamata, Elapidae. Gene Ontology annotation, biological process: zinc ion import across plasma membrane; intracellular monoatomic cation homeostasis. The record is from RefSeq and is a predicted model, not a curated record. Gene Ontology annotation, molecular function: zinc ion transmembrane transporter activity; monoatomic cation:bicarbonate symporter activity.